UUUUACUGUAAAGUAAAUGUGCCAAUGUUUUUGAGAUGCAACUUUGUAUAAGCAGAAAAGCUGAUGGGAUGUUGUGCUGACUUGUGUGACAGGGUGGCAACUGCAGAAAGCCUGAAUCACUUUGUUCCUUCAGGGCUGUUCAUGGUUGGACUGCAGCGUUGUGUGAAUUAAUCCAAGCAGAAACAAGGCUUUAAUCAGUAUGGAAGACUUCACUCUCAUACAUUUCUGGAGUGAGACACUGAGGCACUAAUACCCAGAAAGCUCUGGUCUAAAGUAGUGUACUAUAUAAGAAAUAGGGUGCUAGGGCUCUGGUCUAAAGUAAUGUACUACUAUUUGUGUUGUGCUGGGGCUACAGCUAUUCAGCUGAUUGGGUCUAAUGUUCAGGUCAAUGCAGUUAUUAGUAACGUUAGAACAGACACGGUUGAGAGGUGAUAGAUCUUUGACAUCAGAGACCUUGUUAACUCACGCUGCUCGCCUGCACUGGCCAGCCUAAACAGGGUUUAUUGCAAUUUGAGACCCAUCCCUCGCAGAAGAGGACAAAGAGAUGGUAUUAAACUAAUAUGGUCUUUGAAAGAUAAUCACUUGUUUCUCAAAUGGAAUCCUGUUCACUCUGUAGUGCAUUACUGUUGUCCGGCGCCCAUGGGGAGUGGUGUGUUAUUUGGGAGACAUCACUCCUCUUCAGCCUGUACGUACAUUGACACAUUCCCAAAAUGUGUGCCAGUGAAUAGGCACUGCCAGCAUAGUGUUAUACACAACAUGGACGCAGGCAUGCAGUGUUAUACACAACAUGGACGCAGGUAUACUGUGUUAUACACAACAUGGACCUCGCCAGACAGUGCUCUCCAAAAUGCUUAGGGUUUGGUUUAAAAAAAAAAUAAUGUGUGGGCAGUAAGUGUUUGUGGUCAUAAAAAAAAUUACAAAUAACAUUAGGUUGAAUACAAAAAAGGAAGGGGAAAAAAAUAUUUGGGAGGUAAGUACUUAUUUAACAAAACCUCUGAGGUAAAACAAAAAAAGAAAGUACGGGUGACCAUCUUUUUAAAUGUAGUUAGGAACCUUCUAAUGGGCAGGUCUUAAUGUAGCACAUCCAGUCCAGCAAAUCCUUUACUUAUACAGAGAAAUCAACUUUUGACAUUUUUCACUGCUGAGCCCUUCAUCACAACAAUACAACAUUCUUACAAAAGGGACAUUAAAUACACUUUUUCCCCCGUUUUUUAUCUCUCUUCUCUCAAAUGACACUGCUUUUUAAUGAGCCACAGUCAGGCAAUGCGGUAGAGCAUGUCUAUUUGAACAUAAAUUUGUUAAACUGUAGUAUCACGUCUCAUUGAACCAGAGUAUUCAAUCUGUGGUUCACAGUGCCUUAUAAAAUGUCUCAUUGAACCGGUGUUGUUAAUCUGGUUUACUGUGUGAAUCUUGUGACAAAAACAUUAUAUUGUUCAGAUGUCAGCCAUAGGCAGGUCCCCAGGAGAAUCAGGUGUGUCUACUGUCUACUGUUUGAAAUACAUUUCAUUGAGAUGGUUUCUAUGAUCUUGGGUGUGCCAAUUUGUGUUGCUAAAGUUAAAUAGGUGGUGGGGGGUGAGGGCAUGUUUUAGUUUUUCUGUUUGUUAAUACAAUGUGUAUUAUGCUGCAUCCAUCUAUACCCAGACAUCUGAGAUUAUUUGAAACAAAGCAAAACUACGAUGCACCUCUGAUCUUUGGUUUGUCACUGAUCCAGAAGCUGAGCUACAAUCUUCUAUUUUGAGAAGUCUAAGACAUGGGAAUAACAGGACUGGUGCCUCAUAUAGUCUGAUCAUUUUGUCAAAUCAUGCCAAUUAACAAAACACUGAUAGGAAAAAACCCUCAAAUAGGGACAGUCAUACAGAACAACCCACACAAAAACAUUCAAAAUGUUAAAAUAUUACACAAAUCCAAGUGCAUGAUAUAUUGAUAAAUAUCUUCCUGGGUGUACCAAAAUGUGAUUUCAUACAGGUGUGGUUGUCAAUGAGUGAAAUCUGACACAGUCUCCUGAAGUCGGAUCCCCCCCCCUUAUGGAACAUCUUUCUCCCUGAAGAUCUCUAUUUCAUGCUCCUCUCUCAUUGUCUCCCUUUCACAAACUCAUUGGAGAAGAAGGUCAAAGGGGAGGGACCUUUGUCUUUCCCUUCCAAUGGAUUUAAAGGACAGUAGUAAGGACGAGGGGCAUUUUCCAUUGGGAUCUUUCUCAUCUGCUCUCAGAACAAUGAAGUGUCUUUCCAUAAACUCUAUUUAAUUAGAACUAAACGUCGGUCUGUGUCGUGGGCCUGUAAGUGACUCAUGACGAUCCAGAUGACUCCGCUAGAGGCGUACCAGAAGAUCUGCUCUCGUCAUGACAGACUGUUGGAUGUUUUCUGUCGCACCGAUCAGCAGUGUAUCUGUUACCUGUGUACCAUGGAUGAUCAUAAAGGCCAUGACACUGUGUCAGCAGCAGCUGAGAGGACUGAGAAACAGAGGCAGGUUGGGAUGAGUCACCAGGAGGUUCAGCAGAGAGUCCUGGAGAGGGAGAAGGAAGUCAGGGAGAUCCAAGAGGCUGUGGAGUCUCUCAAGUGCUCUGCAAAACUGGCAGUGGUGCACAGUGAGAAAACCUUUACUGAGAUGAUCGGGUCUAUUUGGAGGAGGUGCACCGAGGUGAAGGAGCUGAUCAGAGCCCACGAGAAGCUUCAUGUUAGUCGACUUGAAGAGCACCUGAAACAAUCGAAGAAAGAGAUUGUGGAGUUGAAGAGGACAGAAAGUGAACUGCAGAAACUCUACCGCACAGAAGAUCAUAUCCAUUUCCUUCAAAGUUAUCAGUCUCUCUCCGGUUGCAGUGUAUCUUCAGAUGUCCCUAGUAUUGCGUUCCAUCCUCUACAGUACUUUGGGGAUGUCAGUAGGACUGUGUCUGAGCUGACCAAGAAAUUUGAACACUUCAUUAAAGUACAGUGGGCCUUGAUUUCUGCUACAGUGAAAGACAUUGAUGUUUUACUUCCUCCGGAUCCCAAGACCAGACAACAGUUUCUGCAAUACUUCAGUCAGCUCACACUGGACCCAAACACGGCACACACACAACUCUCUCUGUCGGAUGAGAACAGAAAGGCAAUGUUUACUUUUCAAAGCCAUUGUUAUCCGCACCAAGCUGACAGGUUCUCCUACUGGCUGCAGGUGUUGUGCAGAGAAGGUCUGACUGGACGCUGCUACUGGGAGGUGGAGUGGAGUGGCAGUUAUGUUGGUGUGGCAGUGUCUUAUGCAGACAUCAGGAGAAGAGGUUCAUCUUAUGACUGUACGUUUGGGUGUAACGACAUAUCAUGGAGGUUGGAGUGUUCCAACAGCAAAUACUGGUUCAAACACAACAACCAACAGACUGAAGUACCAGGCCCUCAGUCCUCCAGGGUAGGAGUUUAUCUGGAUCACAAGGCAGGUACUCUGUCCUUCUACAGCGUCUCCUCUGACAUAAUGACCCUCCUCCACAGAGUCCAGACCAUGUUCACUCAGCCUCUCUAUCCUGGCUUUUAUGUGUGGUAUGGGAGUGCAGAGCUGUGUCAACUAGAAGUCCCCUACAGUUGAUUUGGGUUAUGCUUUUCUUUCUUUUAGGACGGGAUUCAGUGGGAUUGUGUUGUAGGAGGACUGACAGAUUAAGUCGUUAGACUGAGCUGACACAUGCAGUGGUUAUAGAGAAUGAGAUCUCCGUCAGCUUUUAAAAGACACUUUAUCAACAUUGCUUUACAAUGCAUUGAGCAGAAUGAAUGCUGACCUUCAUCAUGUACACUGAUAUUUAUCAGGGACCCCAAACAAUUUGGUUGUAGCCCUGAACAGGCAUACCUAAUUCAAUAGUCAAGGGCUUGAUGAUCAGCUGACAAGUCAAACUAGGUUUGCCAGAUCUGAUCAAAUACAUGGAAUGGCUGGGGGUCCCCGAGACGAAGGUUGAAUACCAAUAUGGCCCCCAUGUGAAAGACAGAUGACAUAAAAUGAUGCUUCAUAAAAAGUUCAGUACUGGUCCCAUAUCAAUAAUUGCAACACACAUAGCAAUAAUUGCAGCACUUGCUGCUGUAAAAAUGUUGUCAUAUAAUUUUCUGUUUGUUUUGUUGUUGUUUUUUGUCACUAAUUUUUGUCACUAUCCAGCAUUUAACAGCAUAACAUUUUCUGUGCUGAAAUUGUUUUUCUGGAUAGUAGUUUAUUGUACUUAGCCUUUUUUUUUGCUAGCAUUUGUCUCAAUGAUACCUGACCAACCUGAUGGCUAUGGCUGACUUCUUCGUAAAACUGACUGGUCCACAAAGUGCUCUUUGAUGGUGCAUUUUCUGUUGUCAAUUAAUUUAGUGUUGAU
Esox lucius (northern pike) is the source of this 4306-nucleotide messenger RNA. Its product is annotated as tripartite motif-containing protein 16-like. The record is from RefSeq and is a predicted model, not a curated record. The coding region runs from base 2287 to 3549 and encodes 420 amino acids. NCBI's taxonomy places the organism in Eukaryota, Metazoa, Chordata, Actinopteri, Esociformes, Esocidae. Gene Ontology annotation, molecular function: protein binding; zinc ion binding. The transcript is spliced from 7 exons.